CAUUCGCAUUCGUCCACGCGCGCACACGGACGGACGAGUGUUCAUCACGUUCUUCGCGGAGGCACGCAAUCAACUCCGCCACGUACCUACACAUACACAAUAUUUUAUAUGUGUAUAUAAUCGUAUUCUUCCGCCACAGCAGCAGGAGCAGCCGCCGCCGCCAACAAUAACGUCCCGUCGAUCACGCACGCCGGUCGUCCACAUAAUAAUAAAAUACUUCUCCGCCACCGCCGCGCGUGUGUGUGUGCGUGUGCGUGUCCCGUGUGCUCUCGCCGCCGCCACCGUCGUCGUCGCGGUCGUCUAGCCGGACUUUACUCGCUCGACGUCAUCUCACCACUACACAUCAUCCGUUACCACUACCACCACAAUCGUCGCCGCCGCCACAACAACCGCCACCACCACCACCACCACCACCUCCACCACCGCCACUACCUUCGCCGCAACCGCCACCAUCGCCACUACCGCCACCAUAUAUCCUCCGCUGCUGUAACCACCAUCAUAACCGUCACCACCACCACCGCUGCCUAAACCCAUCCUCUCGAGUACCCGACGGAUGGCUAGCGGCCACCAAACGUAACAGCAGCCAAAAUUCUUGUUCCCGUCAGAUCACUGUAGACGAUACUCCGCUGCCGAAGCUCAUCGCGACCCAACCGGUUCCAGGUCAUUUAGGGUAAAUCUGCUGCCGUCGCUACCAUCACCACCAUCACCACCACUACCACUACCAAGAUAACCACCUCCACAACUACUGACACCGGAACCGCUAUCACUCGCCCGAUCAACCACUACAGCACCACUCAGCGUACACGCAAUCGGACGCUACAAACCAACAGUCAAUCAAAGUAACUCGAAUAAUCAAGGAUUACAGGGAUUUCAACGAAAGGACCAAAUGGACGCCAAAUCGAAAGAUGACUCCAACAUCAGCCUUACACUUCGGCUAAUAAUGCAAGGAAAGGAAGUUGGUAGUAUAAUAGGGAAAAAAGGAGAGAUUGUCAAGCGGUUCAGAGAAGAGUCUGGUGCCAAAAUCAAUAUAUCUGAUGGCUCUUGUCCUGAAAGAAUAGUGACCAUAUCAGGAUCUACUGAAGCCAUUUACAAAGCAUUUUCUUUAAUAUGCACAAAAGUUGAAGAGUUUAUUGAAAUGCAAAAUGGGAAAACUGGUGCAACAGCGAUCGGAAAAUGUGGUAUGACCCUUCGGUUGAUUGUUCCAGCAUCACAGUGUGGAUCUUUAAUUGGGAAGGGUGGUAAUAAAAUCAAAGAAAUUAGAGAAGCUACAGGAGCACAGAUACAAGUGGCCUCAGAUGUGCUUCCUCAAUCUACAGAAAGAGCUGUUACAUUAACUGGUACGAGGGACUCAAUAACGCAGUGUAUAUUUCACAUUUGUGCAGUUAUGGUGGAAUCACCUCCUAAAGGCGUAACAAUACCGUAUCGUGCUAAACCUCAGAUGGGUGCACCAGUUAUACUGGCUGGAGGACAAGCAUUUACUCUAGCAAGUGCAGGAUCUGCAGCUGGUUGUGAUGUGGGCACCAUGAUGGUAGGCGGUGGGCCAUAUAACGCUCCAAUGCUUAUGGUUCCUCCAUCGCCUGGUGCAGCAGCAAGUCUAGGCUUGAUUGAUCCACUGGAUUAUCCCUUGCUUAAAAAUGCAUUUGGACCUUCACAAUUGGGAAAAUUGACCGGAAAUCCGUUAGCUGGUCUUGCGGCACUUGGACUUGGAAGCUUGGGAGGACCUGCGAAUUCAUUUAAUCCAGCUGCAUUAGCGGCAUUAGCUGGCAGCCAGUUAAGAUCUAAUGGUUCUGGAGCCAAUAUUAACAAUAGAUCUGGAGGCGGUCAACAAACUCACGAAAUGACGGUACCAAAUGACUUAAUUGGCUGCAUCAUUGGAAAGGGAGGAACUAAAAUCGCUGAAAUUAGGCAAAUCAGUGGAGCGAUGAUACGAAUCUCAAACUGUGAAGACCGCGAAGGAAGUGCAAGCACGGACAGGACCAUAACAAUAACUGGAAAUCCCGACUCCGUAGCUUUAGCACAGUACUUAAUCAAUAUGAGCUUGGACAUACAGCGCGCCUCGAUGUUGCAAUCGGAAAUCCAACACCACCACCAUCAUCACCUCCUUCACCACCAACAGCAGCAGCAGCAGCAGCAGCAGCAGCAGCAGCAACAACAACAACAGCAGCAGCAGCAGCAGCAACAGCAACAGCAGCAUCAACAGCAACAGCUAGUAUUGCAGCCACACCAGUAUCCGUUCCCUAUUCACCACAUGCUCGUCACAUGCAACACCACGAACACCACCACCACCUCGGCCACGAACGCCCACCAGACCGCCAACCCAUUGCCAGCCACCCACCCGCACCACCAACAGCAGUACACGACCGCCGCUGACAUAUUACCCGUCCAGCACCAUUUCCACGGCCCCGCGGUAGCCGCACUGCUAUCUCCUCAGCCGGCCGUUGCCAAACACAAAACCGACCGCAUCAAGUUCACUCCGUACUGAUAUAACAUUAAAAUAUACAAACAAACCCAUUUCUGACCACAGUUUUAGGCGUAUGUAUUAUAACAUUAUAGUAAACAAUAUACAAUGUAGCAUAUCUUCGUAACAAUACAUACGAGAAGUAACUUUUUGUCCGUGAACUGCGACUACCGUCAAAAUACUGUAACCUAUAUGAUAGCGUGGUCCCAAUUUCGUGGACUGAUUGAUGUCCACUGCAAAUCACUGAACUUAAAAAGAACAUAAACUAUCGAAUCUGUCCGAAAAUAGUAUACCAGACGAUUACAACAAUGGCAGCCGAUCACAUAACCUCGAAUAUCCUCUAACAUCCAUGACCUUGUAAACAAACACUAGUAGAUUUCGUAAAGGGGCCUGGAACUGUAGGUACCUACUGAAAAUAAUCGGUUAUGGAACGAAAAUCCUCUGAAAAUGUUGAAAACUAAACCUCACUGGAACCCUCAUAUUUUAUACCUACCUAUUUUAGAAACCGAAGAAAUCAUUAAAUUGCCAGUCUCUGUUUUGUUCUUAAUUCACAAGACUGUAGUUGCUAGGGGUGGAACGGGAUCAGUUUCUAGACACAAUUGAGACGUACUGGCCAUAUUUUCACCGUAUACACGUAUAAUUGUUGAAUAAAAAGUGUGUCUCUAGGGGAAUCGUCACUUGCGUAUCGUAUAGUUACUUAUUAUAGGAAAAUAUAAAGAUAUCAUGACCAUUGGUGCAACUACUGGAAAGGGUUGUAGAUAACUUAUCCCCCAAACGUUGAUUUAUUCUCACUAGGUAUUCUUUUUUU
Messenger RNA from Myzus persicae (green peach aphid), 3266 nucleotides. Its product is annotated as poly(rC)-binding protein 3-like. The record is from RefSeq and is a predicted model, not a curated record. Gene Ontology annotation, molecular function: mRNA binding. Gene Ontology annotation, biological process: regulation of RNA metabolic process; regulation of gene expression. Bases 887 to 2482 code for a protein of 531 amino acids. NCBI's taxonomy places the organism in Eukaryota, Metazoa, Arthropoda, Insecta, Hemiptera, Aphididae. The transcript is spliced from 11 exons. Gene Ontology annotation, cellular component: nucleus; cytoplasm.